Molecule: messenger RNA, 4406 nt
Organism: Balaenoptera musculus (blue whale)
Lineage: Eukaryota; Metazoa; Chordata; Mammalia; Artiodactyla; Balaenopteridae
Gene: MBD6
Product: methyl-CpG binding domain protein 6
Exons: 13
Coding region: 478-3513 (1011 amino acids)
Cellular component (GO): nucleus; chromocenter
Molecular function (GO): chromatin binding; DNA binding
Source: RefSeq, a predicted model, not a curated record
AGGGGUAGGCGCGCUCCCGCAUGCGCACUGCGGCCCCUCCAGUUGGCUCGUCCUUGUCCGCUGGGCGGGGGCCCGGCCCCGCCCCUCUCCCGUCCGGGCAGCGGCGGCGGCAGCGGCGGCUGCGGCGGUGGCGGCGGCAGCGACGGCGGCGGCGGUAGCAGCCUGCGCGGUGCCUUCUGGGAACGGAAUCCCCAGGGCUGCCCCUGGCCCCCAUGGCGCAUGCGCGGGAGGCCGCUCGGUGAUCCGCGGCGGCGGCAGCGGCGCUUCCUGCUAGGACCGGCCGGGGCCGUACCGGAGGCUCGGGCUCCACCGACCCUCCUCCCACUCCCUCCCACUCACCCUCUGGGCCGCGACUGCGCAGGGCGGGGCCGGCCGAACCAUGGGCCGCGGUGUGGGCUAAGCCGGCGGCCCCGGCUUUAGACUGGACCCCACAAUGUUUGCAGAGAUGUUCAGGCACGUGGGAGCUGAUUACACACAAUGAAUGGGGGCAAUGAGAGCAGUGGAGCAGACAGAGCUGGGGGCCCUGUGGCCACAUCUGUCCCCAUCGGCUGGCAGCGCUGUGUUCGAGAGGGUGCUGUGCUCUAUAUCAGCCCAAGUGGCACAGAGCUGUCUUCCUUGGAGCAAACCCGGAGCUACCUCCUCAGCGAUGGGACCUGCAAGUGCGGUCUGGAGUGUCCACUCAAUGUCCCCAAGGUUUUCAACUUUGACCCUUUGGCCCCGGUGACCCCGGGUGGGGCUGGGGUGGGGCCAGCAUCAGAGGAGGACAUGACCAAGCUGUGCAACCACCGGCGGAAAGCCGUUGCCAUGGCAACUCUGUACCGCAGCAUGGAGACCACCUGCUCACACUCUUCUCCUGGAGAGGGAGCGAGCCCCCAAAUGUUCCACACUGUGUCCCCAGGGCCUCCCUCUGCCCGCCCUCCCUGUCGAGUUCCUCCUACAACUCCGCUUAAUGGGGCUCCUGGCUCCCUUCCCCCAGAACCACCUUCAGUUCCACAGGCUUUCCCCUCUCUAGCAGGCCCUGGGGGGCUCUUCCCACAGCCAAGGCUUCCUGACCCAGUCCCCUCCGGAGGCAGCAGCAGCCCUUGUUUCCUGCCAAGGGGCAAUGCUCCCUCUCCAGCUCCACCUCCUCCACCUGCUAUCAGCCUCAAUGCCCCCUCAUAUAGCUGGGGAGCUGCUCUCCGAUCCAGCCUGGUGCCCCCUGACUUGGGCUCUCCUCCAGCCCCCCAUGCCUCCUCCUCACCACCUUCUGACCCUCCUCUCUUCCACUGUAGUGAUGCCUUAACACCCCCUCCCCUGCCCCCAAGCAAUAAUCUCCCUGGUCCCCCUGGCCCCCCUGGUCCUGCCACUCAGCCACCAGUGUCUUCAGCCACUAUGCACCUGCCCCUGGUCCUGGGGCCCCUAGGAGGGGCCCCCACGGUGGAGGGGCCCGGGGCACCCCCCUUCCUUGCUAGCAGCCUACUCUCUGCAGCGGCCAAGGCACAGCACCCCCCCCUCCCCCCUCCCAGCACUUUACAGGGCCGAAGGCCCCGUGCCCAGGCACCCUCAGCUUCCCACUCCUCAUCAUCGCCCCGUCCCUCCCGUCCCUCUCAGCGUCGUCCCCGCCGCCCCCCAACUGUACUGCGAUUGCUAGAAGGGGGAGGCCCUCAAGCCCCUAGACGGAGCCGCCCUCGGGCCCCCGCUCCCGCCCCACAACCUUUUCCUCUCCCUGAGCCCUCCCAACCGAUUCUCCCUUCUGUGCUGUCCCUGCUGGGACUCCCCACCCCUGGCCCUCCCAACUCUGAUGGAAGCUUUAACCUUUUGGGGUCAGACGCACACCUUCCUCCUCCCCCAACCCUCUCCUCAGGGAGCCCUCCCCAGCCCAGGCACCCCAUCCCGCCCUCCCUGCCUGGGACCACCAGUGGCAGCCUCAGCAGUGUGCCAGGUGCCCCUGCCCCACCAGCUGCCUCCAAAGCCCCCCUAGUCCCUAGCCCUGUGCUUCAAAGCCCAUCCGAAGCGCUCGGGAUGGGGUCGGGCCCAGCCUGCCCUCUGCCUCCCCUGGCUGGUGGGGAGGCUUUCCCGUUCCCCAGCCCCGAGCAGGGCCUGGCGCUGAGUGGAGCCGGCUUCCCGGGGAUGCUAGGGACCUUGCCUCUCCCUCUGAGUCUGGGGCAACCUCCGCCUUCUCCAUUGCUCAGCCACAGUUUAUUUGGCGUGCUGGCUGGGGGAGGGGGACAACCUCCCCCUGAGCCCAUGCUACCCCCACCAGGGGGGCCUGGCCCUCCCCUAGCCCCAGGCGAGCCCGAAGGGCCUUCGCUUUUGGUGGCUUCCCUGCUUCCACCACCCCCCUCAGACCUUCUUCCACCCCCUUCCGCACCCCCUAGCAACCUCCUUGCCUCCUUCCUGCCCCUGUUGGCCCUGGGCCCCACAGCUGGGGAUGGAGAGGGAUCUGCAGAGGGAGCCGGGGGUCCAAGUGGGGAGACAUUUUCAGGUUUGGGAGACCUGCCCCCCUUGCUGUUCCCCCCCCUUUCAGCCCCCCCCACCCUCAUAGCUUUAAAUUCUGCGCUGCUGGCUGCCAGCCUGGAUCCCCCGUCGGGGGCGCCCCCCCAGCCCUGUGUCCUGAGUGCCCCCCAACCUGGACCACCUACCUCCAGUGUCACCACGGCAACUACUGACCCGGGGGCCUCCUCUCUGGGCAAGGCCCCCUCCAACUCAGGGAGACCCCCCCAACUCCUUAGCCCUCUGCUGAGUGCCAGCCUGCUGGGUGACCUGUCUUCGCUGACCAGCAGCCCUGGAACCCUCCCCAGUCUGCUGCAGCCUCCUGGCCCUCUUCUCUCUGGCCAGUUGGGGCUGCAGCUCCUCCCUGUGGGGGGAGCUCCUCCACCCCUCUCAGAGGCUUCUAGCCCCCUAGCCUGCCUGCUACAGAGUCUCCAGAUCCCUCCAGAGCAGCCAGAAGCCCCCUGUCUGCCCCCUGAGAGCCCCACCUCAGCCCUUGAACCGGAGCCUGCCCGGCCUCCCCUCAGUGCCUUAGCCCCACCCCACAGUUCUCCCGACCCCCCAGUCCCUGAGCUGCUCACUGGGAGGGGGUCAGGGAAACGGGGCCGGAGGGGAGGAGGGGGACUUAGGGGCAUUAAUGGUGAGGCCAGGCCAGGCCGGGGCCGAAAGCCUGGCAGCCGGCGGGAGCCUGGCCGACUGGCCCUCAAGUGGGGGGCACGUGGUGGCUUCAAUGGACAAAUGGAACGGUCCCCAAGAAGGACCCACCACUGGCAGCAUAAUGGGGAGCUGGCUGAAGGGGGUGCUGAGCCCAAGGAUCCAUCCCCUUCUGGGCCCCAUUCUGAGGACCUUAAGGUGCCCCCAGGGGUAGUCAGAAAGUCUCGUCGUGGCCGGAGGAGAAAAUACAACCCCACCCGGAACAGCAACAGCUCCCGCCAAGACAUUACCUUGGACCCCAGCCUCACAACCCGCGCGGCUGUCCCUCUGCCUCCCCGGGCCCGCCCUGGCCGUCCUGCCAAAAACAAGAGGAGGAAACUGGCCCCAUAGCAGCCAUACCUGGAGCUGGAUCUGACCCUGACUGGGGAGAGCUGAGUGCUGAGCCUUGGGAGCCCCUGCCAGCCACGUGCACCUGUGGACAGUGGGUGGGGGCACUACUCCCCACUCAGAGCACAAAUGCAACCCCUUCCCCACAAUCCCAUCCUGAGCCAUUGCAGGGGGUAGGGAGGUCACCCCCUCCCCCCCAAAGCCAUGUCACUGAAAAGGCCUGGGGGGGGGUAUAUGGCCCUCUCCCCACCAGGCUAAGGGGAACACCCCUUUCCCCAGGUCUUUUAUUUGUUUAAGUUAUUUUUGCACAAAUGACUCUUUUAUAUUUAAUUCGACUUCAUUGCCUCCCUUCUCGAAGCCAGCAGGCUCAGUUUACAAACCUGUGAGCUACUGUUGGCUGCUGCCCUCCUUCCCAGUGAAAGGUACAAAGCAAUAAGCAUCAUGCACCCUCCCCUCACCCCUACGACACCCCUCUGCCUCUGGCUCAGGUUGCUCAAAGCACAGAUCCCCUCUUACCCCUGUCCCCAGGUUUGAAACACAUAGCCUCAUUUCAAGGUGUAGCCAGCUUCCCUCUACUUUCCUCUGGGAUAUAAAAAGGGGGUUAGGGGGCAAAGAGAGCCAUCUGGGUCUCUCCUCCCAUACACACUACACUGCCCCUUCUCCCCCCAUCAAAACGCUCAGAGACGUUGUGAUGAUGCGACUGAGGAUUAUGCAACGUGGUCCAACCGGAGCGGCCAGCAUGACCAGCUGUCCAGGGGCUGCCUCCUGCCUUUUCUUUUGUAAAGACAAGACCUUUGGGAGUUUUAAUUCUGUUUUGUACUUGCCCUUUGGGGCCUCCACUGCUUUUCUAUGGGAGACACUCUUAAUUUAACAGAUGAGAAUAUUUUGAAACUCUG